AAGGGCGAGCAUGUCUGUCUUUGACUGACACAUUCGCAUGUCCCUUGGGCACGCCCUACCAAACACGACGCGGAUCUUUCUUUGUUCAUUUUGCACAGCACAGCACAGCGCAGUACGCACAUACCCACAGUCGGCAUCAUGACCCACCCAGUCACUGACUUGACAGGCACACAGCGACUGACUGAAAAACCUGUGGCUGGCCUACCUCUCUCUCUGUCUGUCUGUCGACAGCCCAAUACAAUCCACCCAUCCAAUCCAUCAGCCUUGAAUGCCCAUCGACGCAUUCCUUCUCGCCCAUGGUCACACAUACACACAUCUGUCUGCCUAUCUCGGCAGUGGCGGCCCGAGCGACGGCAGGAUGCAGAGGAAGAACAGAGAUGGAAGCGCCAGCAGGGCGAGGAACACAAUGUACGCUGUGUUGAUGGGCGAGUCGGGGGCCAGCUCGUCCCGAAGCUGAUGGAUGGAUGGAUGGACGGAUGGAUGGAUGGCAACAAACCGCCAAGCAGACAGACAGACAGACAGACAACAAGCACACAUGAACAGGGCUACACACCCGCUUGUUUGCCCACUCACUCACUCACCGUGAAUUCAUCUUUGAGCGUGACGGAGAGGUUCGAGUAGAAUUCCCUGAACUCAUCGAGGCUCGAGAAGGUCAGGUUGGUGGUCGGCUCGUUGUCCCGCACCGCCUUCAUGUAGGCCUCCUUCACCUGCUCACCCACACUCUUCGCCGCAGACCCAUCCUCCGACCCACCACCACCAGCUUCAAUGCCCUCUAUCGGCGACACCAGGAAAGGGUCACUGUCGUCAUAUCCCGGUUGGGAAGAGCCACCAGCUGCAGGCCUGCUCUCACCGACCGCCAUUCGCCGAACUGAUGCCGUCGAUAGCGGCUGCCUGCACCUCCUCUGAAGCGGAUGCAGGCAGUGCAUGGAGCGCACGAAGAACAGAGAUUGCUGCCGCUGCUGCCGCUGCUGUGAAUAGUGACGAGCACGGACUGGCCUGCCCGGGCCGAGGCAGACGAGGGCAGUGAAGGUGAGGGAGAGGCUGAGGGCCAACAUCGCCACGCAGCGAUGAACAAGGGAAGCCAAGGCGAAUGCCAUUCGGUGCUCAGAUCUGCU
Vitrella brassicaformis is the source of this 1115-nucleotide messenger RNA. The record is from the annotation of a GenBank genome assembly. Lineage: Eukaryota; Vitrellaceae.